AUGGUUACUUGGGUAACAGUGUCCAAAGAUGGAGAUAUAAGAAAGGUACAAAAGGAUAUUAUAGAGCGUCUGUCUUUGAAAUUUGAUGAUACUGAGUCUGUUGAAAGAACAUCCAUGAAAAUUUUUCUAAGACUGAGUAAUAUGAAGAACUAUUUGCUGCUUCUAGAUGACUUAUGGCAAAGAAUGGACUUGGGAGAUACAGGAAUUCCCAACCCAAGCAGAGAAAAUGGCUGCAAAAUGAUAAUAACAACUCGGUCCAUGGUUGUCUGUAACCAAAUGGAGAUUCACGAAGCAAUUAAAGUAGAAGUCUUAUCGAAAGGAGAAGCAUGGAAUUUGUUUUGUGAAAAGGUUGGAAAUGAUGUGGAUUCACAAGAUAUAAGAGAAAUAGCUGCACAGGUCAUUGUCUGCUACGAUGGUGCCAGAGGAUGUUAA
Macadamia integrifolia is the source of this 432-nucleotide messenger RNA. Its product is annotated as probable disease resistance protein At4g27220. Gene Ontology annotation, molecular function: ADP binding. Bases 1 to 432 code for a protein of 143 amino acids. The record is from RefSeq and is a predicted model, not a curated record. NCBI's taxonomy places the organism in Eukaryota, Viridiplantae, Streptophyta, Magnoliopsida, Proteales, Proteaceae. The transcript has a single exon.